This is a messenger RNA of Scatophagus argus, 3405 nucleotides long. RefSeq names its product glycerol-3-phosphate acyltransferase 3 (gene gpat3). The transcript has 11 exons. Gene Ontology annotation, cellular component: endoplasmic reticulum. The record is from RefSeq and is a predicted model, not a curated record. NCBI's taxonomy places the organism in Eukaryota, Metazoa, Chordata, Actinopteri, Scatophagidae. The coding region runs from base 1469 to 2629 and encodes 386 amino acids. Gene Ontology annotation, molecular function: glycerol-3-phosphate O-acyltransferase activity. Gene Ontology annotation, biological process: triglyceride biosynthetic process.
CAUUAACUGUCAGCACCGAACAGAAAGGCUGCGAUUUCCAAUUAACAGGGAUUAACUGAACGCUUCGUCAGGCACAGAAACUACAGUCAGUCAGUGAAAAUAUCAUCAAGAAACAAAACAUGACACAGCAGCGCAGAAGUACGACAUCGGAAUAAACACUGACAAAAUAAAUAAACCACGUUAUUUACAUCAUUAUUACUGGUGUGUUAAUGUGUUAGCUGACAUAAUGUGUCAUAUUUUAUAAGAUUGUCCCUUUUACUGUAAAAUUACGAUUUCUAAACGAAUGACAGUUUUUGAAUAAAGUAGUGUAAAAGUACUUAAGUAAAGUACUAUGGAUGAGCGAGUACCCCAUUAUCUUGAUCACUGACUACAGAUAAAGGACGACCUGAGAGCUUGCUAAAACACAUGCACUGCCCCCUGGUGGUUGGCUGCAGUACAGCUCAUUAACUCCUCCUCCUCCAUGUUAGCAGAUGGGACAUGAGCCAAAAUAAAAACACGUCAUGUCAAAUAAAUCUGAUUUUGAUUAGUUAUUUGAUGCUUUAAAAAGGGGCUGAAGCGUCAUGAUAGCUCAGUGCUUCUCCCGAUUGGCUCAGAUGUUUAGUUUGCUGUGUUUUGGUGUGUGUGUGUAAACAUUUUAAUCAAACUCACUCAUUUCACUUCUUGCCUGCCCCCUGCUGGCCUGAAAACGAGAAGAAGAGAACCAGAGAUGUCAGCUCUUUUAGACCCUUUUCUUCGUAUCGAUCAGAGAGCUUUAUAACAUUAUAACACACAGAUGAAAAUAAAAGUUGGUUGUAGUUUCACGCUGCUGCACCUCUGGGAGCGAAUGUGCAGGUUGUGUGUUUGACCAGACGUUUAAAUUCACGUCUAAACAAACUGAAGACUGAGACAUUGGAGACGAGUCAGUUUGGGGCAGCAGCUGCAGUCCCUCGUCCGUCUCUCAGGACAUUAUGUCCUGCUGCAUGAGGGAUUUGUUUGAGCUGCACACAGAGAUCAUGUGACGCUCAGCGUGUGUGUGUGAGAGGGUAUGGCUGCUCCCCAUUGGUCAGUUACAGCGUGAAAAACACAUGGCUCGUCUCAGGUUGAUGAUGCAACAGCAGAUUACAUAACUGUAGCCAAACAACAGUCACAGUCAAACAGUGGGAACACUGGGAACUCUGGUCCCGUGUGUCACAUGGUAACAAGCUGCAGAAGGUCAGACAUGAAGUGACCUUACAUCGACCCUAUCUGUCCAUGUCGGCGGGUCUCCAUCGUCCUGGAGCUUGUUGGAGUAACGUUAGAGGAAAUAAAGCUGUUAGACGUGUGUGCGGUCGGCGUCCUCGUGAUCUUCUGCUGAAACAUAACACACUCUGUUCCUCUGCUGCGGCUUGUUCUAAUCCCUCUCAGGCUGUAGAAAGACUUCCCCACCCAGAAACACCACGAGGAGGCCUGCUCAGCCGUCUGAGGGAUCAUUGAGCGAGCGGGGGGCUCGAUGGUGGAGGAGAUGGGCCAACUGCGGAGCUCUCAGGAGUUUGCCCUUAGCGACCCUUUCUACUUCUGCAAGAAGGGUUUGGAGAGCAUCGUGGACGACCAGGUGACGCAGCGCUUCUCCUCCGAGGAGCUCGCCUCCUGGAACCUUCUCACUCGGACCAACCAGAACUUCCGCUACAUCAGCCUCCGCCUCACCAUCAUCUGGGGCGUCGGCGUCUUUGUACGUUACUGCAUGCUGUUCCCUCUCAGGAUCACUUUGGCCAUCAUAGGCCUCUCCUGGCUCGUGAUUGGAACGGUUCUGGUUGGAUUUCUACCUGAGAGCAGUGUGAAGAACUGGCUGAGCGAGCUGGUCCAUCUGACCUGUUACAGGAUCUGCGCCCGAGGACUGUCAGCCACCAUCCUCUACCACAACAAAGAAAAUAAACCUCAGAAGGGAGGAAUCUGUGUGGCCAAUCACACCUCGCCCAUCGAUGUCGUGAUUCUGGCCAAUGACGGCUGCUACGCCAUGGUUGGUCAGAUCCACGGAGGCCUAAUGGGGGUCCUCCAGAGGUCGAUGGUGAGGUCGUGUCCUCAUGUCUGGUUCGAGAGGUCGGAGAUGAAAGACCGACAUGCUGUGACCAGCAGGCUCAGGGCUCACGUUGCAGCCAAGACCAAACUUCCCAUCCUGAUAUUUCCUGAAGGAACCUGCAUCAAUAACACGUCGGUCAUGAUGUUCAAGAAGGGAAGCUUUGAAAUCGGAGGGACGAUCUACCCAGUCACCAUCAAGUAUGACCCUCGUUUCGGCGACGCCUUCUGGAACAGCAGUAAAUACAACAUGGUCAGCUACCUGUUGCGGAUGAUGACCAGCUGGGCCAUCGUGGUCAACGUGUGGUACCUCCCUCCCAUGAUCAUUCAGGACGGUGAGGAUGCUGCUCAGUUUGCCAGCAGAGUGAAAUCAGCCAUUGCUCGUCAGGGUGGACUGCUGGACUUGGCCUGGGACGGAGGACUGAAGAGAGGGAAAGUGAAGGACUCGUACAGACAGGAGCAGCAGAAGAUGUACAGCAGCAUCAUCGUGGGUCAGAACGGCCUCAGUCCCCCCGCAGCUCGCAGAGACGACUCAGAGGACGGCGGCAUGACUGGAAGACAAACUGGACGAACUGCUUCUCAUCACCCAGAGUCUUAACUUAGCCCCAAAGCUCAAAUCAGGGCCAAUCUUCAACCCUGGGAGAGUGUAAGAGUGUGUUUUCACCAGCAGGAGGCAGCACAGGACAACACAAUCCUCCUCCUCUUCGUCCUCUUCGUCCUCUUCGUCCUCGUCCCCUCCAGUGUUUUAAACUUUCUUGUGUUUUCAGUGUCUCCUGACACAAACUGUUACUGAAGAUGACAUUCACUUUUAUUCAUUUGGUUUUAUAUUCUGUUAAUGAAGGAGGAGAAAACGAGUGGAAACAGAGAAGCUGUGAUCAAACUUCACGUCACACAUUUAAUGAUUUGAAUCUGACAGUCAGCUGAUUUCACUUCCUUCGUUUUGAGUUCGUGUGGUUUCACGUCAGCUCACGUCAGGACUGCAGUCAAGUCCUCAACGCAAACUCAGGUGACAGUCAGACAAAAGUCCACCAACCCGACAGGUUUAAUCACAUUAAUGAGGAGUUAUGUCAUUUUUCAAGUGUGACAAAAACAGACUCGAUGUUCAAAAUGGCCAAAAAGACAAAAAAACUAAAACUAAAAAACAAGAUGAAAAAUAAACAUGACGACUGGAUGGACGACAGUAAAACAUAAACGUCAUGCGUCCUUCUCUGCUCCUCCUGUGUGAACUAAAGCUGUGGUUCCCAACCUGCAGGUCGGGCCCCUCGAGGGGUCGCAGGAUGACCCCGAGGGGUCGUUUUUUCACACGUUUAUCUUGUUUUUUCUUGUUAUUUUAUUCUUCAGGCUUUGACAAUAAAAACAAACCAGAUGAGCUGA